Molecule: messenger RNA, 3454 nt
Organism: Cyprinodon variegatus (sheepshead minnow)
Lineage: Eukaryota; Metazoa; Chordata; Actinopteri; Cyprinodontiformes; Cyprinodontidae
Gene: clcn1a
Product: chloride channel protein 1-like
Exons: 24
Coding region: 49-3081 (1010 amino acids)
Biological process (GO): transmembrane transport; chloride transport
Cellular component (GO): membrane
Molecular function (GO): voltage-gated chloride channel activity
Source: RefSeq, a predicted model, not a curated record
CUCCCCGUGAGCGGCUGGGUUUAUUUUUGGGUCAGUGACAGUGUGUCAAUGGCUACAGAUGCGUCGGACAGGAAGGCUCUGAGGUACAAGCAGACUCUGCUCUAUGGGGAGUACCAGGAGCACCAUGGAGGCUCGGGCAGAAGGGAGGCAACCCGCCUGCUAACAGAGAGACAGAUCAAGAAACACGGAAAUCAUCAUCAUCACGGCCAAGGGAGGACACGACAUGGGCGUGGUCGCCAUGGUCACGGCCAUCAGCAUGGCAUUCACAGCAGGCACAGGACCAGGUUUCAGCUCUACAUGGAAAAUGAGACUGCUGAGGAGCAAAUGGCUGAAAAGGAGUUUACCUCCUCCAUGAGGAAAAUGCGCUCCUACUCCAAAUGCAGAGACUGCAUAGCACAGGUGCAGCACUUUCUUGUGACGAGACUGGGAGAAGACUGGAUCUUCCUGGUUCUACUGGGCAUCACGAUGGCUUUGGUCAGCUGGACGAUGGACUAUGCCAGUGCUAAAAGCCUUCAAGCCUAUAAGUGGAUAUAUAGGGAACUGAGGGGGAACAUCCCCCUGCAGUACCUGGCCUGGGUUUCCUACCCCUUGAUGUUUAUCCUCUUCUCCUCCCUCUUCUGUCACCUGGUUUCUCCUCAAGCUAUCGGUUCUGGCAUCCCAGAGUUGAAGACCAUCCUUAGAGGAGUUAUUCUUAGAGAAUAUUUGACUCUAAAGGCCUUUGUUGCAAAAGUCAUCGGCCUGACUGCAGCUCUGGGCAGUGGGAUGCCUGUAGGAAAAGAAGGCCCCUUUGUUCACAUUGCGAGCAUCUGUGCUGCAGUUCUUAGCCGCUUCAUGUCCUUCUUUUCAGGAGUUUAUCAGAAUCCCUACUGUUAUACAGACAUCCUGACAGUGGGCUGUGCGGUUGGGGUGGGCUGCUGCUUUGGUACGCCUCUUGGAGGUGUGCUCUUCAGCAUCGAGGUAACAUCUACAUACUUUGCUGUGAGAAACUACUGGAGGGGAUACUUUGCUGCUACAUUUAGUGCCUUCAUCUUUAGAGUUUUAUCUGUGUUUAACAAGGAUGCAGUGACAAUCACUGCUCUGUUCAGGACAAAUUUUCGUAUGGAUUUCCCCUUUGACCUUCAGGAGCUUCCUGCAUUCGCCAUCAUUGGCAUUGCCUGUGGAUUUCUCGGGGCGUUUUUUGUCUAUCUCAACAGACAGGUGGUGCUGUUUAUGAGAAGACCCAAUGCAAUGACCCGCUUCCUCAUUAAACACCGGCUGAUCUUUCCAGGUACAGUUACGCUGCUCAUUGCCACCUUGACCUUUCCUCCAGGGUUUGGACAGUUCAUGGCAGGAGAGCUAAUGCCUAGGGAAUGCAUCAGCUCUUUGUUCGAUAACUUUACAUGGACGAAGAUUUCGGGAUCUCCCUAUCCGGCUGGUCUGGGCCGAUCUGCAGCCUGGCUUCACCCUGAUGUCAGCGUCUUUAUCAUCCUCCUGCUCUUCUUCAUAAUGAAGUUCUGGAUGUCUGCAGUGGCCACAACCAUGCCCAUUCCAUCUGGAGCCUUCAUGCCGGUUUUUAUUCUUGGAGCUGCAUUUGGCAGACUUGUCGGGGAAGUCAUGGCAACCCUGUUUCCUCAUGGGAUUGUGUUCGAUGGCAUACUGUACCGCAUCAUUCCCGGUGGUUAUGCAGUCAUUGGAGCAGCAGCUUUGACUGGGGCUGUGACUCAUACCGUUUCUACAGCCGUUAUUUGCUUUGAGCUGACUGGCCAGAUUUCCCACAUUCUGCCCAUGAUGGUGGCUGUAAUCCUGGCGAACAUGGUGGCCCAGGGCCUGCAACCCUCCCUGUAUGACUCUAUCAUCCAAGUCAAGAAGCUACCAUACUUGCCAGAGCUUGGCUUUGGACACAUGAGCCAAUACAACAUCUUUGUAGAGGAUAUUAUGGUGAGAAAGGUGAAGUUCAUAUCCUCUCAAUCUACAUACAGAGAAGUAAAACAUCUGCUGGACUCCUCCUCACUCAAAACAAUCCCUUUGGUCGAUUCAAAAGAUUCUAUGAUUCUCUUGGGAAGCAUUGACCGAGUGGAGCUUUUAGCUCUCUGUGAUUGGUGGCUGUCACCAGAGAGAAGGCUUCUAAUGAAGGGUCCGAGUCUGCAGGAGCAGGACCAGGGUCCAAAAAGCAGCUGGGAGUCCUUUGCUUUUGUAGAUGAGGAGGAAGAUGAAGAAAGAGUGAAGGGCAGCCCUGUUCUAGAGGAGAGAAAUGGCCCCCUUCCUCCUUCAAGGCCUCAGGAGACAUCCUCCAACCACACAGCACCUGAAACUGAAAAAGGUCCCCUGCAGUCGGUGAGGAGAACUCUCAGAAACCUCUUCAGCUCCCAGAAAAGACAGUCGGAGAAGGAAACGCAGGAGCCCUGCCCUCCCCCUCUGUCAGACCCGAUGACAUCAGAGGAGAUUAAAGCAUGGGAGGAGGCAGAGAUGGACAAGCCGAUGGAAAUCGACGAGAUACGAAUCGACCCUUCGCCGUUCCAACUAGUGGAGCGAACAUCGUUGCACAAGACCCACACAUUAUUCUCCCUGCUUGGACUAAGUCAUGCUUAUGUGACCAGCAUUGGGAAACUUGUGGGGGUGGUGGCUUUAAAAGAGCUCCAGAAGGCCAUCGAAGGUUCCACGCGCUCCGGCGUCCGACUCCGGCCUCCUUUGGCGAGCUUUCGUGACAUCAGCAAACACAAAUCUGUCCCUAAACCUCCACCCUCCUCCUCCAGCGCUCCUUCAUCUCCCUCUGCAACUUCUCCUCCCUCACCUGAAAUGAUCCCAGAGCCUCCCCACCCGCCCACCCCUGAGCAUCAGCAUCAAAAUCAUCAUGAUCCCAAUGAGCAUGAAACAGAGGUAUGGAUAGAGGGGCUGCCGAAGGAAGCAGAGGAGUGCAUCAGUAGCAGCAGCAGCAGUUCAACAAGUAGAAGUUGCAGCUACAGCAGCAACCUCACCCUCCCUCCUACCUCAACCCCUCCUCCUCCCCCAUCUCCUUCCACCUCUAUCCCUCUCUCCACACUGAGGCCGGCACAAAGACCCCCUCAGGUGGAAGAAGACAGUGAUGACGAGCCAAUGAUUUAGAUUACAAACAAAGAAUAUUUUUAUACUGGACAUUUUUAUUUAAACAGUUUUUUUUUUUUUCAUUUCUUAAAUAACUUUUUUGCUUUUUUUGUCACUUUCUGUACCUCCUUUUAUCUCACAGCUUCGGACUGUUUGUGAUUGUUUAGAAUUCAACUCACUUCAGAUUUUAUGAAUGAACCUGUCCGUGAUGCACCCUCAAAGUCUCAUUAAAACUGUGGUGUACCUCAGGGAUCAGACCUACCCCACUUUUAAUCUAGCAGCACCUACAUCAUUUGGUAUUUGUUGAAUAUUAAAAAUAAAAUCAUAUUGUUUUGGAGCCAAAACAGCAGCAUUUAACAUGAGAAAGUUUUUACCAUACCCUGUAUAUGAAAUA